Molecule: messenger RNA, 1922 nt
Organism: Conger conger (European conger)
Lineage: Eukaryota; Metazoa; Chordata; Actinopteri; Anguilliformes; Congridae
Gene: cd44b
Product: CD44 molecule (Indian blood group) b
Exons: 8
Coding region: 298-1914 (538 amino acids)
Biological process (GO): cell adhesion; positive regulation of ERK1 and ERK2 cascade; inflammatory response
Cellular component (GO): plasma membrane; basolateral plasma membrane; macrophage migration inhibitory factor receptor complex
Molecular function (GO): cytokine receptor activity; hyaluronic acid binding
Source: RefSeq, a predicted model, not a curated record
GAGAGAGAGAGCGAGAGGGAAGAAGGGUGUGAUCGUAAACGCACCACCCUCUCUCCCCCCUGCAUGUGUCACUAGCCGCUGGAGUCCCCUCUCUCACACAGAAUAUAAAAAAGUUGGGCAAAGUCUGCCGCGUCUUCAAAGCUCCGAGGCGAACGCGACGACUCUCCCCCCCUCUGGAAGUAACGCAGACACGCAGAAGACACCCCGCGCCUCCUCCUCUUCCUCCUCCUCCUCCUCCUCCUGCUCCUCUCCUGCUCCUCCCGUCAGCCCCGUUCACACCGGCGGACCGCGCUCAGGAUGUGGGCGCUGAUUUUUGGGGUCACUUUCGGAUUACUGGCCUCCUGCAGGACAGCCUCGGCUCAAGUACAUUCCCGGUCCUGCAGCUAUGCUGGAGUGUUCCAUGUGGAGGGGAGUGACCGCUACUCCCUGACGUUUGAGCAGGCCCAGGACCUGUGUGAAAGCCUUAGUGCUGUUCUAGCCAGCGACGAGCAGGUGAAGAACGCCCACGCCAAAGGCCUGGAGACAUGCAGAUAUGGCUGGAUCAACAGUGGGAACACAACUAUAUUACGGCACAACCCUCACAUCAAAUGUGCAAACAAUCUCACCGGAAUAAUCUUCCACGUGGAUAAGCUGGACCAGGCUUACGACGCCUACUGCUUCGAUACGUCAGAUAAAUCGGACGUGAACUGCAAGGAACAGGUCAAAGCUCCAGAACCCCUCCCUAUAGAUGACAAAGAUGCCCUCGCCGAUGAGCCCAUGGACGAGGAUUUGGGCGAGGAGGCCGCGACGGACGCGCCCGCGGCCGCGGAGCCCGCCCCGGAGGGCACGGCGGGACCGGCGGUGGACGGGGCGGCCCCGGAGCAGCCCGACGACCCGCCGGCCGAGUCCCCCGCGGAGCCGGACCCCGCGCCGGCCGAGGCGCCCGCCGAAGACGACGCAGAACCCGGAGAACCCGCAGAACCGGCCGAGGCCGGGGAGGCCGCGGAGGCCGGGGAGCCCGUAGACGCCGGGGAGCCCGCCCCGGCGGACCCCAGCGUCGCGCCCGCCCCCCCGGCGGAGGACGACCCGGCCGCGGCGGCGGUUCCGGAAGAUUCCGAGGCGGCGCCCAAGGAGGAAGGGGCGGAGGAAGGGGCGGAGUCGGAGGACCCGGCCCCCGGAGAGGACGCCCCUGCCGAGCCAGCGGAGGGGGAGGAGACACCAGCAGAGGGGGAAGAGACACCAGCAGAGGGGGAAGAGACACCAGCAGAGGGGGAAGAGACACCAGCGGAAGGGGCGGAGACACCAGCAGAGGGGGAAGAGACACCAGCAGAAGGGGCGGAGACACCAGCAGAGGGAGAAGAGACGCCAGCGGAAGGGGAGGAACAGCCUGAGCCCACCGCAGCCGCCCCUGCCGAAGACCUGCCCAACUCCUCGGGACUCCCCCUGGGCAACGCGGACGCAGACGCCCCGCCCGACUCCGCGGGAGAGGAGGCGGUGCAGCCCGUGGACCACGACGACAGCCUGGCGGCGGCCGUCCCCGAACCAGAAGGCAACGACCUCCCCCCAGAGGUAGUCGUUCCCCCUGGACCCCGUGGGCGGAUGGACACGGGCGCGGCCGCAGGAGAGGGGGAGAGCGGCGGAGCUCCAGAUUGGCUGAUCAUUGUGGGCGUGGUCGCAGCCAUCGCCAUCAUCCUCCUCGUGUGUGCCGCCAUCGCCACCAGGAAAAAGUGGUGCGGCAAGCAGCAGACCCUGAUGAUCACGUCCAAGGAGGCGGGAGAGGGGAACGGGGCGGCAGCAGCCAGCUCCAGGGCCCAGGAGAGGGACCAGGAGAUGGUGACGCUGAUGAACAAGGAGAAGAUCCAGGAGAACGGCAACACGGAGGAGUUCACGGUUAUCACCCUGGAGGAGUCGCCAGACAAGCCCCAGCUGGCCUGAGGGGUGGG